AUUGCAACCCAAAAUUGGGCCACUAGGAAUAAAGUUUUGCAAUUUAUUUCAAAAACAAAUAUAAGUAUGUUCCUUUUGUGACUCUCCUUGCAAGAAAGGAACAAAGCUGAUAAAAACUACAAAAUCAAAUCUUCACCGAACAACAUAUGGAAACAUUGAUGGCUAAAGGCAAGGCUGGUGAGUCUAAUCCUUAUACUGGUUUAGGAUUAGACGAGUCUGGUAAUUGGCUUCCUGGUAGUCCUAGAGUUCUAUCUCUUCUAUCUUCUGUUCUCGAAAGAUCGGUACGAGGGAACGAAAAGUUAUUGGCGGGAUCGAAAAUUAAGGAUGUUAUUACCAUAUUCCAUGGUUCAAGAGCACCUUCCUUGAACCUUAGACAGUAUGUCGAACGCAUCUUCAAGUACUGUAAAUGCAGCAAUUCUUGCUUUGUCGUUGCUGUUAUAUAUAUUGACAGGUUCCUGCAACGAAUCGACGCUUACCUUACUUCACUCAGCGUGCAUCGUCUCUUGAUUACGAGUGUCAUGGUAGCUGCAAAGUUUAUGGAUGACCAGCAUUAUAACAAUGCGUAUUACGCCAAAGUGGGGGGAAUUAGCAGAGAAGAAAUGAACAGAUUGGAGAUGAGGUUUUUAUUCGAUUUGGAUUUUCAACUUAAUGUCACGACUGAGGUCUUCAACAAGUAUUGGCUUAUGAUCCAACAGGAAGGUGGUCUGGAAACCCAAACUGCUCUGCAAACUCAAGGCUAUUGCUUGAAGAAAGAUGAAACCGGACGAGGCCGCCGACUCACCGGUGUUCAUAGAGGCAGAGCCCUAUAAUGUUAACUACGGUGACCUAAACAAAUCAAAGACCCAAAGUUCAAAUCCCUCUCCGUCAGAAUGGUUCAAUUGCUGCAUAGAGAUGAUUUGGCAUAUACUAAACCGUUUUAAUAUCAGAAUAUUUAAUUUACAUCCACAUCCAAUUUAUAUAACAAUGAUCCAUUUGAAAAGCAA
Molecule: messenger RNA, 983 nt
Organism: Gossypium raimondii (Peruvian cotton)
Lineage: Eukaryota; Viridiplantae; Streptophyta; Magnoliopsida; Malvales; Malvaceae
Product: cyclin-P3-1
Exons: 2
Coding region: 147-809 (220 amino acids)
Biological process (GO): regulation of cyclin-dependent protein serine/threonine kinase activity
Molecular function (GO): protein kinase binding
Source: RefSeq, a predicted model, not a curated record